CUGACCCCGCCCCUUCCCCUGCGCUUGCCGCGUAGAGCCGCCCAGAACGGUGGCGGGGCAGCCUGGCAGAGCGCGCGCCCAGCGGCGGGUAGAGCCGUUAGCCGCGCGCACGAGUAACGUUAGCGGGGGCACAAGGCUGCGCCUGCGGUAAAGGUGCAAACCCCGCCUCACGCCAGGGCCGGCCCACAGCAUUUUGGCAUGUGAGAGACCAGGGGAUAUGUUGGAAGUCUGUCCAUGUAUGGAGCAGGUCUUGUGAGCCAGAAGUUUGACAUCUCCUUUGGGACAUGCUAGCUGCAAAGAUGAACCCCUCCCUAGGAGAGGCACUUUAUAAAGUAAGAUUCCCAAAGACAGCAAGGCACAGCAGCUCUCUCCAGUAACGAUGGCUAGCAGAAAAACCAAAAAGAAGGAAGGUGGUGCCAAACGUGCUCAGAGAGCAUCUUCUAACGUCUUCUCCAACUUUGAGCAGACACAGAUCCAAGAAUUUAAGGAAGCUUUCACAUUAAUUGAUCAGAACAGAGAUGGAUUCAUAGAUAAAGAAGACUUGAAAGACAUCUAUGCUUCUUUGGGUAAAACAAAUGUAAAAGAUGAGGAGCUAGAAUCCAUGCUCAAGGAAGCUACUGGACCCAUUAAUUUCACAAUGUUUUUGAAUCUCUUUGGAGCAAAGUUACUUGGUAUGGAUGGGGAAGAGACCAUACUAAACGCAUUCAAAAUGUUUGAUCCAGAUGGUAAAGGACACAUUCACAAAGACUACUUAAAACGCAUGAUGAUGACACAGGCUGACAAAUUCACUGCUGAAGAGAUAGACCAGAUGUUCAAGAGUUCCCCUAUUGAUGCAGCAGGAAACUUGGAUUAUAAGUCUUUCUGCUACACUAUCACACAUGGAGAGGAAAAGGAAGAAUAAAGAGCGCACACUUGUUAGUUGCACUAAAUUCUCACAUUGGGCUAAUAAAUAAAAAUGGAACUACAUUUUUUUUUAUCCAGCUGUAGUGAUGACUCAGUUACCCACUGCUCAUGCAAUUUAAAAAUAGCGAUGUCCUAGUCUCCAUUACUUUGGAGUGCCCAUGGUGAAAACUGCAUCUUUUACCAUGAUUUUUCAUAGCAAUAGUUUUGUUUUAGCACUAACUCCAUUCUCCUUAGCUCACAGCAGAGGCAUUUCAUUUCAAAGUUAUUCCAGGCAAAAUAGAACAGAGAAAGAUGUGCUAGCAGAUUCUUAGAAAAUGCAAACAACCUACGAACAGGUAGCUAUUAAUGGCAUCUGCCUCUUUGUACACCGUGAUAGGUAAUUAUAAAGGUGGCCAUCGUUGUGGGAUGACAGUUGCAUUACGCAGGAGCAGGAGUGAAAGAACAUUUGCAGAGGUCAAUCACACAUUGUUAUUGCUUGUUCCAGGCUGACUAUUCUACUUUAGGGGCAAAUGAUGUUCUCUGAAGCAGUCAGUAUUGCCAGAGCCACAACUUUCAUCUUCCCUGGAAAUGAACACACAAUCCUAUUUGUAAACAUUUUCACCUCCAAGAAAUAACGACUUUUUUACAUGGAUUAAAA
This is a messenger RNA of Mauremys mutica (yellowpond turtle), 1540 nucleotides long. RefSeq names its product myosin light chain 5 (gene MYL5). The record is from RefSeq and is a predicted model, not a curated record. Lineage: Eukaryota; Metazoa; Chordata; Testudines; Geoemydidae. The transcript has 8 exons. Gene Ontology annotation, molecular function: calcium ion binding. Bases 380 to 901 code for a protein of 173 amino acids. Gene Ontology annotation, cellular component: cytoplasm.